AUUUACAAGAUUUUCAUUGUUAGGAGAUCACUCUAAUCCUCUCAAGUCUAUUGAUGGAAAUUAACCAACAUGAGUUCUCUUCAGAUUAAAUAACUCAUAAUGAGACUCACAUGUGUGAUGAGAUGUGUUCCUCAGGUGUCCAAAUCCACAAAAAAAUAUUCAAAUCUCCCUGAAAGCUACAUUGAGAGAGCCAUGGAUCAGAUUGAAUGGCAAAACCCUGACCACGGUCCUCAGUAUGUCAAAGGAAAAGUCAUCAAACGACACAGGUUCUACUUUGGAGAACAUCGCCCUUGGACAUACGAGUUCUUCAAGGACAAUGCGCCUGGUUCUUAUAAGGCUGAAGUUCUGGUUGAGCCCAUCAAAGACUGGUCGUUCUUCAAAGGAGACCUAGUAGAAGUUCUCAUUGGCAAAGACAAGGGCAAGCAAGGCCUCAUCAACUACAUAGUCGAAGAAAGAAAUUGGGUCUUUGUUGAAGGGUUGAAUUGCAAAUUUGAAGUUAAAGGAAAAUUGAAGGACUAUCCUGGCAUGCUGGUGAAGGUGGAGAAGCCCUUGCUUGUGACGCGCGAUGUGGCACUCGUCGAUCCCUCUGACAAGAAACCAACAAAGAUCGAGUGGCGCUACACGGAGCAGGGUGAGCGGGUGCGGGUGUCGCUGCGGAGUGAGCGCGUCAUCCCCAUCCCCAUCAUGGACGAGGAGACCGUCGACUACAAGACCAAGUCCGUCUACAAGGAGCAGCCAAAGGACACCGUCGAGGCCGACCUCGCUAUGGUGACGUUCACACCAGCACACGGGACGUUCCAGAUGCAGAUCAUGGAGGCCAUGGGCAUACAGGAGCACCGCGUUCCUAAGAAGUCGUACUGGUAUUACUUGGAGGAGAGAUGCUGAUCUGCGAGAGACUCCAUCUCGCUACCUCAAUCCCUGUAAAUUCCACCCACUC
Hyalella azteca is the source of this 937-nucleotide messenger RNA. It is a transcript of the gene mRpL24, whose product is annotated as probable 39S ribosomal protein L24, mitochondrial. The record is from RefSeq and is a predicted model, not a curated record. Gene Ontology annotation, biological process: translation. NCBI's taxonomy places the organism in Eukaryota, Metazoa, Arthropoda, Malacostraca, Amphipoda, Hyalellidae. Gene Ontology annotation, cellular component: mitochondrion; ribosome. The coding region runs from base 100 to 885 and encodes 261 amino acids. The transcript has 8 exons. Gene Ontology annotation, molecular function: RNA binding; structural constituent of ribosome.